This is a messenger RNA of Populus trichocarpa (black cottonwood), 720 nucleotides long. RefSeq lists its product as uncharacterized. The coding region runs from base 193 to 618 and encodes 141 amino acids. Gene Ontology annotation, cellular component: TRAPP complex. The transcript is spliced from 4 exons. Lineage: Eukaryota; Viridiplantae; Streptophyta; Magnoliopsida; Malpighiales; Salicaceae. The record is from RefSeq and is a predicted model, not a curated record. Gene Ontology annotation, biological process: endoplasmic reticulum to Golgi vesicle-mediated transport.
AGGGAAUUGAAAUCACGCAGAAUUAAGUGGCAGUCUUCCCCCUUCUCAGAGCCAAACCAUCAGCGAACAAACCCUCACUGAAAAUCAAAUUUCACUUUGAUCCGAAGAAGAAGAAGAAGAAAUUCUCUCUCACUCUCAGAUCUGAUUACUCAGUUCAGAAAGGCUUGUGUGAAUCCGAAAAAGCCCUUGGGAAUGGCAGCAAUUUACAGCCUUUACAUCAUCAACAAAUCAGGUGGUUUGAUCUUCUACAAGGAUUAUGGAUCUUCUGGACGGAUGGAUACAAAUGAUAGCUUACGAGUAGCUAGUUUAUGGCAUUCAAUGCAUGCCAUCUCUCAGCAGCUAUCACCAACUGUUGGCUGUUUAGGCAUUGAACUCCUCGAAGCUGAUACCUUUGAUCUUCAUUGCUUCCAAUCACUCACUGGAACAAAGUUCUUUGUGGUGUGUGAACCUGGAACACAGCACAUGGAAGGCCUCUUGAAAGUCAUAUAUGAAUUGUACACGGAUUAUGUCCUAAAGAACCCGUUUUAUGAGAUGGAGAUGCCUAUACGAUGCGAGCUCUUUGACAUCAACCUGUCUCAGGCAAUACAGAAGGAUCGUGUUGCUUUAUUGGGGCGAUGAACUUUCCUGAAUUUUGCGUCAAUAACUUUUGUUAUUUUUCAUUUUCAUUUGUGCAUUUGCCAUGAGAUCUUUCAAUUUUCUUUUAUGCUCUUCUUCUCCUUA